GAAUUGAUGAAAACUUUAAAAAGUUUGUAAAAAAUUUAAAUAAAGACAAGAAUACAAAAGAUAUAGAAAUUGAUAACCUGCAGGAUGAUGAUGAUGACAAUAACUCAAAUAUUGGCUCUGAUAAUUCUCACAAUACUUUAG
Messenger RNA from Entrophospora candida, 141 nucleotides. Lineage: Eukaryota; Fungi; Glomeromycota; Glomeromycetes; Entrophosporales; Entrophosporaceae. The record is from the annotation of a GenBank genome assembly.